UGUAAAGUGAGACUUGAAUAUUUCUUAAUUACAUUUUGUGUAUUUUACAAAAUGCUGCCUAGAAUGCAGUUUAAAUUCCUACUAUGAAUUAUUACUAGCAAUACCUUUUGCAUUAUGAAUGUUUUAAUAAACUAUUUUCAGCAUUAUAAAGUAUAAUAUAUUUACUUAAUGACUUGGAACAAUGUCUCAAACUAAAUCAUCUGAUAGGUAGCAUAGUGCUGAUUAUCAUAUAGUGACAAAAGGAGUGGGGACACUUAGAUAUAUUUGUAGCAAGUUCCCCUCUCUCACUGAAAUCCCUAAAGUGAGGCAAACUCCCCAAACAGUCCAGUGUGGAAGACUAUGGAAUUUUGGUGGCUAGAGAAAAGAUGGAAAAUAAAAAAUAUGGUAAUAGUGGAAUGCAGUACCUUGGAAACGAAUAUUACUGCCUAGAACACUAAACUGGAACACUCCUGGUACCAUGUAUAUAUGUUAGUGGUUCUGUAGUCUUCUCUUUGUGUUUGCUUCCAGUUAGAACUGCUUAGCGGAAUAAUUAUAGUGAAUAUAUGCUCUUUCUAAUUGAACCCAGACUGGUAAACAGCCAGUUAGGUAGUCAUCCUAAUGAGGAAUAAUAAACUCCAGGCAACCAGUUUUUGAAAGCUAGAGAACUCAAAUGCAAUCGGUUUUGAUAACUAUAUGAAAAGGAGUGGAUUAGUACAGCUUGCUCUUGUUAAAUAUUGUGAAACUAACUCGGUCUUCUCAGUCAUCAGAUGAUAAAUACAAAUGGCAUUAUGAAUGAAGAGGAAAAAUAAAUAUCUUAUUUGUGUGCUCUGUUCUAGAUUUUACUUUUUAUUGUUGGCAAUGUCCAUUAUCUUGUCUGCCUCAGUGGUGCGUGUGAGAGAUGGACUCCCUUUAUCUGCUUCUACUGAUUAUGAGCAAAACACAGCUGUACAGGAAUGCCGAAAGUACUUUAAAAGUCUUGCAAAGAGACUCACUGAGCUUCCAGACCGAUGCACAUUACAAGCAGGAAAGUAUAACAUAAACUUUAUUAGUUCCCUGGGAGUGAGUUACAUGAUGCUCUGCACUGAAAAUUACCCCAACGUCCUUGCCUUCUGCUUCCUGGAUGAGCUUCAAAAGGAGUUCAUUACCACAUACAAUAUGAUGAAGACAAAUACAGCAGUCAGACCUUACUGUUUCAUUGAAUUUGAUAAUUUUAUUCAGAGGACCAAACAAAGAUACAACAAUCCACGAUCUCUGUCUACAAGGAUAAAUCUUGCUGACAUGCAAACAGAAAUUAGAUUGAGACCACCUUACCAGAUUUCCUUGUCAGAACUUUGUUCAGCCAAUGGAUAUCCAUAUGGAUCUCUACAAGAAAAAGAUACAAGAAAAAUGUCUCCAGCCCCUCACCAACGAUUGGAACCUGUGACGCUACCGGGAAUUGUUUCCCUUCUUCUUAGCCUUUUAUGUGCUGCUUUGAAUUUAAUUCGUGGUUUUCAUGCUAUAGAGAGUCUUCUACAGAAUGAAGAAGAUGACUUCAGUUUUGUUAUCGCCUUUUUUCUUGGCACAACAGCUUGUUUAUAUCAGUGCUAUCUGUUUGCAUAUUGCACAAACUGGCGGAACAUCAAAUCUUUCCUAACGUUUGGCUUAAUCUGCUUGUGUAAUAUGUACCUUUAUGAAUUGCGCAAUCUCUGGCAGAUCUUUUUUCAUGUGACUGUGGGUGCUUUUUUAACGUUACAAAUCCGGCUAAGGCAGCCACAAGGAAAAGCUCCUGAUUAUAAUGUGUGACGGAUGUCCUCUGAUAGUUUCAUGGCAAACUUCAUCCGAACAGUAUUCUUCUCAGGACUGAAAAGCUUUGCUGUAUGAAAAGAAGUUCCACAUACUCUGAGACUCUAAUAAGUCAGCAGUGAUUUAAAAAAAAAAUGGUUCAGGAACUAAUUGGGGUACAAAUGCAAUCCAAUGCUGGAUAAUAUACCCCAAGAAUAAAUGAGAAUUUGGAGGGCAGCAUGAAAAGCUCCAUAUUCAGAACUCUGACAACGACAAAAAUCUGUAUUGGACCUGCUCGGCAUAUUAAGUGAUUUCUCCAGUCCCAGACCAGUUUUGCCUUUGUGAGGCAAGAGAAAAGGCUGAAAUAAAGGGAUGGUAUUGCAUAUUAACAAACAGUUCGGUAUGAAUGAAUUCCUAAAUGCCAGAUUAUUGGAUUGCACAUAAAUUUAAUGGUGUGUGUCUGCAUUUUCCUUAAUUAAAACCUAACCCAGAAACCAUCUGUUGCUGGGGAUUAGUUCUUGAGCCCCAAAGGCCUGCCAUCUAAUGCUGAGUUAAUUAUGAACUGCAUUAGUACUUCUUUUCCUUCUGCUUUCUUUCAUGUACUUUGAGAGUUUGAAAAUGAUCUUAUCUAUCCCAAUGCAUCAAUAAUGUUGGUUCCUUAUCUAAAGUUUGAAGAUUUUUUUAAAAAAAAUCUCUUUGUGAUGAUAUAAUGGGAGAGAGACAUUUUCUCUGAAUAAUAUAAAAUCAGAAAAGAAAUUAAACAGUUGACUAGAUGGGAUGUGGGUUAAUUUUUAUCCAUUUCUCUAUCUUAUGAAAGUAUUUGGAGCGGAAGAAACAGCUUUGGAUCAUUGCUAUUUAUUUAUUUAUUCAUAUUUUAACAGAUUAUAACACUGACAGAACUCUAGACAGUGCACAUAAUCCUUCCACCUUUCUCAUGAAUCGAUGACUUGGUCUGAGAGAGCAAGUCUUGUCCAAUGUCACCCAGACAGUUGCUGUGCCUGAAGAUGGACUAACACCUGGUCUUCCGGCUAAAUCACUGUGGCUGUCACUGCCAAUGUAUAAACUGCAAGGUGAACCACCUGUGCUAAUUAACUUUUGCAUGCCCUGCAGAUAGGGUACAAAUGUCAUGGUAAGAUGGUUAUCCCCCCCCCCUCCCAAAUUGCAGAGAUUCAGUAUCUGAAUUAAGCUUGUUUAGGCAAAAAGUAAGGCUUGGCAUUUAAAAAUAUGAGUGCUAUGAGUUGAAUUCCAGAUAAAAUUAAAGUUCACUGAAAUCAAUGUAGAGGACCUUUAAGUUCAAUUGAGAUAUUAUCUCUGACAUGUGGGAAUGCAAGAACUGUUCAGAAUAUUGUUGAAUAUUGUCCAGCAAUUUCCUAGCCUCUGAAUGGUACUAAUUUCUUAGUUUCUCUGGGUGAAUUUUGUUGCAGAAUAGAGUAAGACAGAGGUUCUCAACCUGUGGUCCAUGGACCACUGAACGGUCACGAUGUCAUCAGGGGACGGGGUCCACAAAGGAUUGAAGAAAUGUUACGAUUUAAAUCUUGAGUUAAGUCUUGGAGGUCUGUGGCCCCAAAAGAUAUUUAAAGGGGGUCCAUGGUAAAGAAAUCGUUGAGACCCACUGAAAUAAAAUUAUUGUCGACAUUGGAAGAGCUAGGCAAAAUGUGGUUCCAGCAAAAACUAUUAUUAAACAUUCCUCACUGUAUUAUUAAAUUACAAUUUCUUAUGACAUUUGAUUUUAAGGAAUAAUUAUAUUGAAGCAGAUGUGCUUAAAAGAUAAUUGGAAAACUUUCCAAGAAGAUUGCAAAAGAGGUUGAAUUGUUUUUGGAGUACCUAAUCCCCACUAAUAACCUAUUUGUCUCUUAGCUUGAAUUGCAUGUCAUCUGCAAGUAGUGAUAAUUGUAGACUGAUUCAGUGGAGGAAAAAGUCUUUGCUUGGGCUCGCAUAGUACAUUAAGCCAUGAUUUGCUUAAUCACAAUUUGAACAAGCCAUAAUUGGCUCGCUUAAUAUAAUACAAAGCCAAAAAAUAAAUCUUACUGUGGCUUGGGUUUCUACAAGCCCAUCCUCUGUAUUUUGCCCGCAAUAUAUAGUAAUUUUCAGUGUUUCAUGUAUUAAAUUCUUUUUUACAGUGAUGUGAUUAUGGUACUUUACAGGACUGCACUAAGCCAGCAAUGAAAAGCCAGUGUUUUAAUGCCUUAAUUAAAUUUAUGCUGUGUAUCCUGUAAGAGAGUAAGAAAGUGUAAAAUAGCUUAUGAUAAAUAUUUCUUUGAGGA
Messenger RNA from Thamnophis sirtalis, 4004 nucleotides. Lineage: Eukaryota; Metazoa; Chordata; Lepidosauria; Squamata; Natricidae. The record is from RefSeq and is a predicted model, not a curated record.